This is a messenger RNA of Papilio machaon (common yellow swallowtail), 1993 nucleotides long. RefSeq names its product hexokinase type 2 (gene Hex-A). NCBI's taxonomy places the organism in Eukaryota, Metazoa, Arthropoda, Insecta, Lepidoptera, Papilionidae. The transcript has 10 exons. The record is from RefSeq and is a predicted model, not a curated record. Gene Ontology annotation, biological process: intracellular glucose homeostasis; glucose 6-phosphate metabolic process; glycolytic process. Bases 316 to 1758 code for a protein of 480 amino acids. Gene Ontology annotation, cellular component: cytosol; mitochondrion. Gene Ontology annotation, molecular function: ATP binding; D-glucose binding; mannokinase activity.
UCUUUCAGUUUAUGAUAGACCACCUCAUGCGAACAAAACAGCAUUAUCGCAUCGUAAAAGUGAAUCCAUAUUAUUGUUAUAAAACCUCUUUAUAUAAUAACAUCUACAGGAUAACAUUACAAUUAUAAUUCAUGAUAUCAACUUGGCCGUAGCGGCAAUUCCGGUCUCAAUUUAGAUAAAGAUUAUAUAGUGGUAACAGUACAGAUAAAGUAUUUUAUUGUAGGCAAUUCAUAGAAAAGACGUGGUGGCUUAAUUCCGAGGACAUUUCUUUGUUGUGUGUGACACUUAGUGCUUCGGUUGCUUCUCCGCUGCAACAUGCCAAAGGACUUGGUUAAUAACAAGGGUGGCGGCACUACUGGCCUGUCUUGGAUUUGUCCUAGUUUAAAAUGCAUGCAACCUCGUUCAAAAACAUCACUCAAUCCGAAGAUCCGCGAAGAAUGCGAGGUCUUUCACCUCACGGAUAAACAGAUCAGGGAGAUAAUGAGCAGACUACACAACGACCUGCUCAAAGGACUGGGCAAAGACAGCCACGCCACAUCGAUCGUCAAGUGUUGGAUAACAUAUAUACAGGAUUUACCAAAUGGCAAAGAAAGAGGUAAAUUUUUGGCGUUAGAUUUAGGAGGUACAAAUUUUAGAGUUUUAAUUAUAAAUCUCGGAGAGAACCAUUUUGAUAUGCAGUCGAAGAUUUACGCCAUCCCCAACCACAUUAUGACCGGUACUGGAGUGGCGCUAUUUGAUCACAUCGCAGAAUGUCUGGCUAAUUUUAUGAAGGAACACAACGUGUACGAGGAACGUCUAGCCCUGGGAUUCACAUUCAGCUUCCCGCUAAAACAACUAGGGCUUACUAAAGGCAUCCUACAGCGUUGGACCAAAGGUUUCUCCUGCAGCGGUGUGGUCGGCGAAGAUGUUGUCCAGGGACUUAAAGACGCCAUAGCGAGACGAGGGGACCUUAAGUUGUCCGUGAUGGGCAUUCUUAACGAUGCAAGCGGGGCUCUUAUGUCGUGCGCACAUAAGGACCCCUAUUGUCGCAUAGGAAUUAUAAUUGGUACUGGAAGUAAUGCAUGCUACGUUGAGAAGACGGAGAAUUGCGAGAUGUUUGACGGCGAGCCGGGCAAGUCGGAGUUGCUUAUCAAUACAGAGUGGGGCGCGUUCGGUGACGACGGCACUCUUGACUUCGUACGCACGGAGUUCGACAGAGAUGUUGAUGUUAACUCCAUUAACCCAGGAAAACAAAUCCAAGAGAAGAUGAUAUCUGGCAUGUACAUGGGCGAGCUGGUCAGAUUGGCACUAGUGAAGUUCACACGCAUGGGUCUACUGUUCGGGGGACACGGCUCUGAUCUACUGUUCGAGAGGGGCAGCUUCUACACUAAAUAUGUGUCAGAAAUUGAAUCCGACAAGUUGGGAGACUACACUAGCUGUAUGGAGGUGCUCGAAGAACUAGGUCUGUCGCACGCGACGGAGGCGGACAUGGCGGGCGUGCGACACGUGUGCGAGAGCGUGUCGCGGCGCGCGGCGCACCUCGUGUCCGCGGGCAUCGCCACGCUGCUCAACAAGAUGGCGGAGCCGCGCGUCACUGUCGGCAUCGACGGCUCCGUGUACCGCUUCCAUCCGCACUUCCACACGCUCAUGUGCGACAAGAUCGCGCAGCUCGUCAGCCCCGGCAUACACUUCGACUUGAUGUUGUCAGAAGAUGGUAGCGGUCGUGGCGCUGCGCUGGUCGCCGCCGUCGCCUGUCGUCAGAGUCUCGGCGUCGCGUAACACUCUCACAUCUCACAAUGUACCAUCAGCCGCCAUUCACCAUCACCUGCCACCACUGGCAUACCAUACCCACACAGCGCCUGCCCUAAACUUGUGCCUAAGUAAAGCAAGAUUAUAUUUUGUAUCUUUUUUAAUAUAGAAAACAGUAAAAAUGGCGCUGAAACAAUCUAGCUUGCCUCUUGCCUUGUACUAGGGCUAACGAAUGUUACAACUAGCUGAUACAUACACAAUUUUA